AUGGCAAAGCGCUUCUCCGCCGCCGACGUCGCGUCGCACAAGACUGCGAGCGACCUGUGGAUCAUCGUCGACGAGGACGUCUACGACCUCACCACCUUCCAGGAUGAGCACCCUGGCGGCAAGAAGAUUCUCCAGCGCGUAGCUGGCAAGGACGCGUCCAAGCAGUUCUGGAAGUACCACAACGAGGGCAUCCUCAAAAAGUACCAGGCCAAGCUGCAGGUCGGAUCACUCGACACCAAGGCAGCCCCCCCGCCGCCUCCUGCGCCAAAGAGGGAAGUCGUCAAGCCAGAGGCCAACCCUGGCGUCGUGGCGCCCCAGCCCACCAAGGAGGCCGAGGAGUCGGAGCCGUUUGAUGCUUACGGCGACCUCAUCCCAUAUGCCGACCCUUCGUGGUACCAGACAUACCACUCUCCCUACUUCAACGAGACCCACGCCGCUCUGCGCGAAGAAGUCCGCGAAUGGGUCGAGGAGAAAAUCAUGCCAUACGUCACCGAAUGGGAUGAGGCCAAGAAAAUCCCCGACGAGAUCUUCCAGCAAAUGGGCGAACGAGGAUACCUUGCUGGAACGCUUGGGGUCCAGUUCCCUACCCAAUACACCGACCGCAGAGUCAAGAGCGUGCCGCCAGAGAAGUGGGAUCACUUCCACGAGAUGAUCAUCACCGAUGAGCUGUCGAGGACAGGUAGCGGUGGUCUCGUCUGGGGUCUGAUCGGUGGCUACGGCAUCGGCGCACCGCCUCUGUUCAAGUUUGGCAAGAAGGAACUCAUCAAGCGUAUUGGCCCAGAUCUACUCAGCGGAAAGAAGAGGAUCUGUUUGGCCAUUACCGAGCCAGAUGCCGGAAGCGACGUUGCAAACCUGACCUGCGAAGCCAAACUCUCCGAAGAUGGCAAGCACUACAUUGUCAAUGGCGAGAAGAAAUGGAUCACCAACGGUAUCUGGUCCGACUACUUCACAACUGCUGUCCGCACUGGCGGCGAGGGCAUGAACGGUGUUUCGGUCCUUUUGAUCGAGCGCAGCGCAGGCGGCGUCUCGACCCGAAAGAUGGACUGCCAGGGUGUGUGGAGCAGUGGCACUACCUACGUCACCUUUGAGGAUGUCAAGGUUCCCGUUGAGAACCUCAUUGGCAAGGAAAACCAGGGUUUCAAGGUCGUCAUGACGAACUUCAACCACGAGCGUAUUGGUAUCAUCAUCCAAUGUCUGCGUUUUGCCCGUGUGUGCUACGAAGAGAGCGUCAAGUACGCACACAAGCGCAAGACAUUUGGAAAGCGUCUCAUCGACCACCCCGUCAUUCGCCUCAAGCUCGCACACAUGGUUCGUCAGAUUGAGGCCAGUUACAACUGGAUGGAGAAUCUCAUCUACCAGUGCCAGAAGAUGAACGACAUGGAGGCCAUGCUCAAGCUUGGAGGUGCCAUUGCCAGUCUCAAGGCCCAGAGCACAACAACCUUUGAAUUUUGUGCCAGGGAAGCCAGUCAAAUCUUUGGUGGUUUGAGUUAUAGCCGAGGCGGACAGGGUGCCAAGGUCGAACGGCUAUACAGAGACGUCAGGGCCUAUGCUAUCCCGGGUGGUAGCGAAGAGAUUAUGCUCGACCUGAGUAUCAGGCAAGCUCUGAGGGUACACAAAGUCUUGGGUAUGAAGCUAUAG
Molecule: messenger RNA, 1638 nt
Organism: Exserohilum turcica Et28A
Lineage: Eukaryota; Fungi; Ascomycota; Dothideomycetes; Pleosporales; Pleosporaceae
Exons: 5
Coding region: 1-1638 (545 amino acids)
Molecular function (GO): flavin adenine dinucleotide binding; oxidoreductase activity, acting on the CH-CH group of donors
Source: RefSeq, a predicted model, not a curated record